Molecule: messenger RNA, 1228 nt
Organism: Thlaspi arvense
Lineage: Eukaryota; Viridiplantae; Streptophyta; Magnoliopsida; Brassicales; Brassicaceae
Source: the annotation of a GenBank genome assembly
UUUUCUAUAAAACGAUUCUUUGUGAUAUGUGGCUUCCUCAUCUUUCUCUACUAAAACCAACCAGAAAACAUUUCUUGUAGAAGAAAAAAAAUGAAUUUCUCUUCUUUCUCUUCGUUGUCAAUUUGGACAACCCUAAUAACACUGGGAUGUCUUAUGCUUCAUUCAUCUUUCUCGACUGCUCAACUUACUACUACUUUCUACGACACUACAUGCCCUCGUGUCUUUAACAUCGUACGGGACACCAUAGUCAACGAGCUAAGAUCGGAUCCUCGUAUCGCCGCGAGCAUCCUUCGUCUUCACUUUCACGACUGCUUCGUUAAUGGUUGUGAUGCAUCGAUCUUGUUAGACAACACAACCUCGUUCCAAACAGAAAAAGAUGCGGCGCCAAAUGCAAAUUCGGCCCGGGGAUUUCCAGUGAUUGAUAGAAUGAAAGCAGCAGUGGAGGCAGCAUGCCCGAGGACUGUUUCAUGUGCAGAUAUUCUUACCAUCGCAGCUCAACAAUCUGUUAAUUUGGCAGGAGGUCCUUCUUGGAGGGUUCGUUUGGGGAGGCGAGAUAGCUUACAAGCAUUUUUUGAUCUCUCUAAUAACAAUCUUCCCGCUCCAUUCUUCUCUCUUCCACAACUUAAAGCCAGUUUUAGAAAUGUCGGUCUUGACCAUCCUUCUGAUCUUGUUGCUCUCUCUGGUGGUCACACUUUUGGUAAAAACCAAUGCCAGUUUAUUUUGGACAGGCUAUACAACUUUAGCAACACUGGUUUACCCGAUCCUACCCUCAACACUACUUACCUCCAAACGCUACGUGGACUAUGCCCUCGUAAUGGUGACGCGACCGUGUUGGUUAAUUUCGAUCUCCGUACACCAACCGUUUUCGACAACAAAUAUUAUGUGAAUCUGAAAGAGCACAAAGGACUUAUCCAAAGCGAUCAAGAGUUGUUCUCUAGCCCUAAUGCUACUGAUACAAUCCCCUUGGUGAGAGCAUAUGCCGAUGGCACACAAAAGUUCUUCAAUGCGUUUGUGGAGGCUAUGAAUAGGAUGGGAGACCUUUUGCCUCUCACAGGAUCUCAAGGACAGAUCAGGAGGAACUGUAGGGUGGUCAACUCCAACUCGUUGCUCCAAGAUGUGGUUGAAAUCGUUGACUUUGUCAGCUCAAUGUAAUAAAAGUUGUCUCAGUCCGAUAUGUGGCAACCAAUAUGAAUGUUUGUUAUGAUAAUAAAACGCUACCAGAAUGUUA